AAAUUGUUUAACCUAAAACAAUAAACAAAUUGUAGUGAAAUAUUUAAACUCUGUAGUAAUUUGCUAUAAAUUAUUAUAAUAAUAAAUUUAAUAAUUUCUUAAGCUAAACGGUGCAUGUUUAGAAAUACUUUCAAUUUGUCUAUUUUACAUUUAAUUGACAAUUAUUGACAAUAGUGUUUUUUCUCCUACGAACAUUGUUCUCUUUGAGUGAAACUUUGUUAGAGUUGAAUUAUUCAAGUGUCAAUCUCCGUGGCUGAAAGUUAUUAGAAAAACACUUGCGUAUUUAGAUCGUUUUUGUGAAAGAAAACCGAUUUAUACAUUUUUGCAUUUGUUUAAACAAGUGUAAACGUAUUCUAUAAAUAAAAGGAAAUUUCAACAAAAGAAGGAACAGAAAAAAUAUCAAUCGCAAGCAUGAAAGUAAUGAUAAUAAGUCUAGUCAUUUUGACAGUUGUUUACAAAAUUAAAGCUGCCGAACCCUAUUUACAAUGCUGGCAUUGUAGUUCAGAUACCCAUGGAUCUGAAGACUUUUGUGGCAAUGAAUUUAAGGAAAGCAAUAUACCUGACUCAUUAAAGGAACGCAAUAUUAGUGUGAUGCGCAGCUGCAACAGUACCAUCAAUUCUGAACAUGAAAGAGCCGUCUGUCGCAAAACCAUAGAAGAAAUUAAUGGCAAACAGGUGGUAAAACGUUUCUGUUAUUACACCAAUAAAUCAGAUACUUUGGAUCAUUGCCGAAAUGAACCCACCGAAAAGAAUGUUAAUCGGGUGUUUUGUGAGGACUGUCUAACCGAUAAGUGUAACAAUGCAUUUAAAUUCGAUAUUUCAUGGAGUAUUCUCUUCAGCGCCACUUUGCUGACAUUAUUCUUAGCCAUAAAAACUAAAAGAGUUUAAAUUUUAGCAUAAAUUAAAAAAAAAAAAAAUAAUUACAUUUUCCAAAAAGACAAUUCCAUGUUUAAGAAUAACAGCCAUUUAACUUAUAAGUGAACACAAAAAGUCAGUCCACUUAUGUAAAGUAUUUUUAAAAUUUAUUUUAAGUUAAAAUUUGGUAUUCAGUUGAAAAAAAAAAUUAAAUUAUAAAUUUUAAUUUGUGAUAUUUGUUUUAAAAUGCAUUAUAAAUUAAGUAAAUGUAGCUGUAAGCUGUUGAAUUUGUUUAGAUUUUAAUUUUAAAUUAUGUUAAAAUUUAUUUGUUUUUUAUAUAUGUAAUUUACAAAGCAAAACGUCAUUUCUACAUACUUUCGUAUUAAUUAAACAUGCAACUAAUUGAAAAGUUCAAGUUCAACACAAAUAUUUUAAUUUACAUAUAUUCCUAAAGCAGAAUUAAUUUAAUACACAAUACACACACCCACUCACCUCCGAUUUUUUCCGGUUUCCUGCAAUUAAAAAUGAUAAAUAUUAUUAAAAAAAGUUUUUGUUUAUAUAAAAAUAUAGCUGUUUUUAAAAAGAAAUUUAAUAAUUUAAAAAUUUUAUGCCAAUAUUAACUGUAUUUUAGUUUGUUUUAAAUUUGUAUAAAAUAAAAAUAUUUGCCUUAAUAAACAAUUACUUCAUGCAUAUACCAAAUAAUAAUAAUUCUUCAAAAUUAAUAAAACUAAAUUUGAAAACUGAAAAAAGUCAGCUUAUAAAUUGGUAUCAAGCUUUAACCUCCUUUCAAAAGAAGAGAGUACAUGUAACAUAUAGUUUCUUCCUAUCAACUAAUUUUAAAACUUAAUAACAGAUACUAAACUAUCAUAAUGCAUGUAAGGCUUGAAUAAGUUCAAAGUUCAUGAACUUUUUGUAGCACACGUGUUUUAUAUGUGAUUGUAGUAUCUCACGCAAUAAUUUUAGUUCCUUUUAGAUAAAAUUCUUUAACUUGUUGAUGCAUUAGAUGGAAUAAUAGGUGGGAUUUAUAUUGGAGCGUAUAUUAUAUCUGGAUUGUAUGAUUGACAUAUAAACUAGCAGCCUAACACAAUCAUACAUUUAACUGUGAAAUGGAAUUGAUUCAAUGAGAAAAUAAGCUAGGCGACACCAAAUGAAAAGGCUUCGGUGUUGAUUCUAUCACUCGUUUUGACUACCCUUAUCCCCAUAUCAUUUGGAUAGGAUUUUUUAUAAAUUAUUUUGUUAUACUUUUUCAAGUUUACUUGGUAUUAACUUUGGUAUAUUCUAAUCUUUUUAUGUUAUGUUCGGUUGAAUAGUUUGCGAAGUCUUUCUAAGAUUCCAAAUCUUCUAUGUUACACAUGGUGCUUCCUAGGCGAUAUCGGCUCUCGUAGGAUAAGCGUCAAACUUCUCUCUAUCCUUAAGGGUUUCUUAAUAAGAUCCCGAACAUUGUACAGACAUGUCCAUAAGUUCAACUUCAGUUAUCAGUAUGAAAACUGUCAAUAUAUCGUUGCGAUAAAAAAUGCAAAAUUUUGUCCGAAGUAUUUUGAACUCUAUGUACCGAAGAUUAAUCCUAAAUAUUUAGGUAUGUGAUGAAAUACAUAUUUAAAAAAUAUUUAGGUAUGUGGUGAAAUACAUAUUUAAAAAUGAAUCGAAUAGAGAUCGACUAAAACGAUUUUUUCUAUAAUUAUUAUAAGUAAUUUGUUAUCUGUGUAGUAUUUUGCAAGAAAAUAAUAAACCAUUCCUCGAUCGAAAAUCAUCACACCUCUUCAAAUCCCUAGAAUUCCAUCAUAUACGGGAUUGUUUACUAAACACAGUGAACAUAUAAUUAUGCUUCUAACAUAUUUUAAGUUAUUAAGUGUAAAGUAACUUUUUAAGUAUUUUCCUAAUUUAGAACCUUAUACAUAUGUCCAUGCCUGGUUCAUUUUAAGCACUCAUACAAAAGUUUAGCUAUAACAGCUUUCAAAAAAGUUUAUAAAAAAGCUUUAUAUUCACUGUAUUAUACCGAAAACACAAUGUUAGCGAUACGAUUUUUUAUAAUAAAAUAAAAAAAGAAUUUAAGAAAAUAUUUUUAUUUAUAUUUCAAUAAAAACCUUUUAUAUAAUAAUAUGUAUGCAAUUAAAAAAGGAACAUUAAACACUUCGAAUAUGUAAAUUAAUUCGGCAUUUUUUUCUUCAAUAUUUUUUUUUUUAAAUUUAAUAAUAUUUAUUGUGGUAUUAGAAGAUUUUAAUAGCUUGGCGUUUUUUUCAAAUUAUAGUAAAUUCCAUUUUAAAUUUUUAAACAUAAAAUAUAUUUU
Molecule: messenger RNA, 3142 nt
Organism: Lucilia cuprina (Australian sheep blowfly)
Lineage: Eukaryota; Metazoa; Arthropoda; Insecta; Diptera; Calliphoridae
Gene: twit
Exons: 3
Coding region: 412-888 (158 amino acids)
Biological process (GO): regulation of synaptic transmission, cholinergic; sleep; positive regulation of voltage-gated potassium channel activity
Source: RefSeq, a predicted model, not a curated record